GGGGGGUAUCAGGGACCCAGGCAUUGUGCCUAUCCCCCGUGCCAUGUGGGAACUGCGGUCAGCCUCCUUCUGGAGGGCCAUAUCUGCUGAGUUCUUUGCCACCCUCUUCUAUGUCUUCUUCGGGCUAGGGGCCUCACUGCGUUGGGCCCCUGGACCACUGCAUAUCUUGCAGGUGGCUUUGGCCUUUGGCCUGGCCCUGGCUACACUGGUGCAGGCUGUGGGCCACAUCAGUGGAGCCCAUGUCAAUCCUGCAGUCACUUUCGCCUUCCUUGUGGGCUCCCAGAUGUCCCUGCUCCGUGCCUUCUGCUACAUGGUAGCCCAACUCCUGGGAGCCGUGGCUGGGGCUGCCGUGCUGUACAGUGUUACCCCAACUGCCAUCCGAGGAAACCUAGCACUUAACACGUUGCACCCUGGGGUGAGUGUGGGCCAGGCCACCAUAGUGGAGAUCUUCCUGACGCUCCAGUUCGUGCUCUGCAUCUUUGCCACAUACGACGAGAGGCGGAAUGGCCGCCUGGGCUCCGUGGCCCUGGCCGUUGGCUUCUCCCUCACCCUGGGGCACCUCUUUGGGAUGUAUUAUACUGGUGCAGGCAUGAACCCUGCCCGCUCCUUUGCUCCUGCCAUUCUUACCAGAAACUUCACCAACCACUGGGUGUACUGGGUGGGCCCAAUCAUUGGAGCAGGCCUGGGCAGUCUCCUUUAUGACUUUCUCCUCUUCCCCCGGCUCAAGAGUGUUUCUGAGAGACUGUCUAUUCUCAAGGGUGCCAAGCCCAGUGACUCCAAUGGACAACCAGAGGGCACAGGGGAACCUGUUGAACUGAAGACCCAGGCCCUGUAAAAGCUCCAGCUGAAUAGAGGGAAUAGGAAGCUUCUGGGUUUACAUGGAGGGGCUGAGCCAGCCCCUGGAUAAAGAAAGAGACUGUGGGGAGGGGCAUGUACUUCUUUAUUUUUAAAUUUAUGUGUGUGUUUUAUUUUUUUGCCUUUUGCCGUGUGAAAUCUUUCAAGUUGCAUUC
Lipotes vexillifer (Yangtze River dolphin) is the source of this 1010-nucleotide messenger RNA. RefSeq names its product major intrinsic protein of lens fiber (gene MIP). The record is from RefSeq and is a predicted model, not a curated record. The transcript has 4 exons. Gene Ontology annotation, biological process: transmembrane transport; water transport. Bases 44 to 835 code for a protein of 263 amino acids. Lineage: Eukaryota; Metazoa; Chordata; Mammalia; Artiodactyla; Lipotidae. Gene Ontology annotation, cellular component: plasma membrane; apical plasma membrane. Gene Ontology annotation, molecular function: water channel activity.